This is a messenger RNA of Gordionus sp. m RMFG-2023, 1240 nucleotides long. Its product is annotated as receptor expression-enhancing protein 5-like. The record is from RefSeq and is a predicted model, not a curated record. Bases 39 to 653 code for a protein of 204 amino acids. The transcript is spliced from 5 exons. NCBI's taxonomy places the organism in Eukaryota, Metazoa, Nematomorpha, Gordioida, Chordodea, Parachordodidae.
UUUCACGUUCUAUUUCUAAAAUUUGUCAAAAAUAUUGAAUGGAAAAGGUUAUAGAAAAGAUGCCACCUUUAUUUAAAGAUAAAAUUGAACCUGCUUGGAGAAAUUUAGAUAAAUCUUUGAACCAAAAAAAUUUUGCCACAAACAUUUUAAGCAAAGUUGAAGAUACUACCAAAAUAAAUCGAAAAUAUAUUCUUUUAGGGUUAGUAAUAUUUAUUGCUCUUUAUUUAAUGUUCGGAUAUGGAGCUCAUUUAUUAUGUAACCUCCUUGGAUUUGCAUAUCCUGCAUAUGCAUCGUUUAAAGCUAUUGAAAGUAAAAAUAAAGAAGAUGACACUCAAUGGCUAGCAUAUUGGGUAGUGUUUGCUGUUUUCAGCCUGAUAGAAUCUUUUGCAGAUUUAAUAUUAUCAUGGGUGCCAUUUUAUUAUUUAGCAAAAUGUUUGGUUUUAAUCUACCUCUAUCAUCCUACCACUUUUGGGGCAAGAGUAUUAUAUAAAAAAUUUAUUCGUCCCUACAUGCUAAAAUAUCAAGGGGCUGUGGACACUGCUAUGAACAAAGCAAAUAAAUUGGCUGAAAAGAUCACUGAAGACACCAGAACUAAUGUUGUUUCAUCUUACACUGAUGGUCUUGUUCAUGAAAUAAGAAGCAAAGGUGAUUGAUAUAUUGGCAUGAUCUACCUGUACAACUAAAAAAAAAAUAUGAAAGGCACUGUAUUGAUUUUAUUUAACAUUUUGUACUUCGUUUUUUUGGAUUUUUUUUACUCAAUUUGUCACUUUUUUAUCGAUUAUUUUUACAUAAUAUUAUAAAAUUUAGGAUUGUAUUUGAUUUAUACUAGUCCACAACCCCCCCGUGAUUAAUUUAUUCUAGUUUAUUCCCUAAAAUUACAAGACCAUGUAUUUAUAAAUAUGUAAUCGAUCUGCUACAAAACCGUAUUAACAGUUAAAAUUAUAUACCUUUUUCAAAUUAUUAAUCAACAUUUAUUAUAAUUUUUUUUAACCCUGUUUUAUAAUGUUUUAUUAAUAUAUUUUUUUACAAAAAAAUGCACCUAAUGUGAUAUAUCCUAGAUACAUGGCGUUAUAUUUCAUUCGCAUAGAUCGUUUUUAUUAUCUGUUCAAUAAAUAGAUCAUUUCAUCGAUUUAAACAGAAUAUUUUAUUGAGCAUUUUUAUAUAAAUAUUAUGCUUUUCUUUGUAAUACUUAAUCUUUGGGAUCAACCAUUAAUAUGAACAAUAAAAAAUCCACAUUUAA